AUGGACAACAUGGAAUCAAGGCUCAAGACUGUCCCCUAUUUUCACUGUGAGAAGGGAAAUGAAUCUGUGCCCGUGUGCCAGAGGUGUGAAACGUGCAUCUUGGCUAGGAAGAUCUUCUCCACCAAAGAGUGGUUCCUAAGGGUCAGUGAGAUAGCUCAGAGGAGGUUUCUAGUGAGCAUUCUGGGACAGCUGGAUAGCCUAUAUUUGUUAUACUAUUUUCAAAAUAUCCUUCAGACCACACAGGGGAAGGAUUUCAUCUAUACCAGGUCCCGGAUCGACCUCAGCAAGCAGGAGGGGGACAUCAUGAAAUUCAUGAACCAGAUGCUGGAUAGGACAAUAGAGCAGAAGAUGAGGGAGAUAUUGUACUGGUUUGGGAGCAGCACCCACCGGACUAAGGCAAAUUACACACUCUUGCUGCUGCAGAUGUGCGACCAGAAGUUACUACUCACUGCUGCCAAUGUCAUCACAGUCCUGUUUCAGAGGGAGCAGGAUACCAUUUUAGAACUUGGUCAAGACCCCAAUCUUAUGCUUUUAUUUCCUGAGAAAUACUACAACCCCCAGCUUGAUACUUCAAAUGUCUACUGGACAGCCAGAACCCAGAGCACAUCCUUCCCUUUGUCCAAAGAUUCAGGGGGAAAAAGCUUGCUUAAAAAUGUUGGGUGGGAAGCAUCUAAUACUGAGGGACAAUGGAGGAGUUCGCUCCAGUGCAUUUCCGAGAUGAAUAGCCUAUAUUCCAGAAAAGCUCACAUGCUCAAGGCAGGCUACACCUCCUCCAAUCUGUUGGUUGACCUGGAUGUUGUCAGAGACUUGUCUUCUGGAGCCAGCAAAUACCGGGACUUCAUCCGUCAACUGCCCAUCCAUAUCUCCAAGUAUAUUCUAAGUAUGCUCGAUAAAAACACCCUGAACAGAUGUGCCGCUGUGAGCCAGCACUGGGCUGCACUGGCAAAGAAAGUCAGGAGGGACUUCUCCAUACAUUUGUUCAUUCACAAUCAGAUCGCCUUACUGCAGGGGUCCUACACAAAGGGAAUAGAUCCCACCUAUGCCUGCAAGCUUUUCGUCCCAGUUCCUAAAAUGACAGAUGACAUAAAGCGCGUACGUGCGAAAAAUCCGAAAUGGAAACUGAGAACAAAGAAUGACAACAACUUGUGGACAGCAUACCAGAACCAGGAAACCCAGCAGAUCCAGAUGGAGGAGAGAAAUGUCUUCUGUGGGACUUACAACAUCCAUAUUCUCUCUGACACGUGGGACAGAAAUAGAAUCAUCCACUAUUCUGGGGGAGAUGUGGUAGCUGUGUCAUCCAAUCGGAAGAUCCAGCUUCUGGAUGUCUCACAAGCAAAGGAGAUCCCCGUCCAGUUCCGAGGCCAUACUGGGAGUAUUCAUGCCCUCUUCGUGUGUGAGGAGGAAAACGUUCUCCUGAGUGGGAGCUAUGACCUGAGUAUCAGAUCCUGGGAUCUGAAAAGUGGGGCUUGCAUACGAAUCUUCACUGGCCACCAGGGGACAAUCACUUGCAUCGAUUUAUAUAAGGAAAUGCUCGUGUCUGGAGCAAAAGAUUGCCAGGUGAAAGAGUGGGAUAUAAACACAGGGAAGUGUCUGAAGACAUUUAAACACAAAGACCCCAUCUUGGCCAUCAAGAUCAACGACACCUACAUCGUGAGCAGCUGUGAGCGAGGAAUAGUGAAAGUGUGGCACAUUGUCAUGGCUCAGGUGGUAAAGAUUCUCAGCGGCCAUGAGGGAGCUGUGAAGUGCCUGUGCUUUGACCAGUGGCAUCUCCUCUCUGGAAGUGUUGAUGGCCUAGUCAUGGCCUGGAGCAUGGUGGGAAAGUAUGAGCGAUGCCUCAUGGCCUACAAGCAUCCCAAGAUGGUGAUCAACACAGAGAGCAAUAUCCUCCUAUUCCAGUUUGAGAAUAUCAAGUGGCAGUACUUCCUAGAACGGGCCAAACAAAGAAAGACCAGGGAUAAAGAGGACAGGGAGGAAAACCUCCCGGAAGUCAUGUCUAAGGCUAGCACUCCGAUUCACAACCUGGGGAGCUCCAUAUCUAAUAAAUACCUGGUGGCCCAGGAGUCCCUGUUAAGUAAAUCUCACAAGUCCCGCGUUCUCCUGUUGCCAUCCAGGACAAUAACAGGCUUAAUUGAAUUAUGUACUUACUAUGGUUUUUUCAUCAAUCUUAAUUUAGCAGGGUCAUUAGAGGUGCCUCAAAGUCAAACAAAGCUAAAAUCACCCCGAAGAGAUGGAGACAGCAAAAUGAGAGUGAGUGCUGUUUCUAAGGAAGUCAUUAGCUCAGACAGUGAGCAGGAGAGUCAGCAAGCAAAAUCCCUUUCGGGAGAUGAUAUGGAGAAAGUACCCAAAAAAGGACAACUGGAAACUUUUGGACACAGGCCCAAACACUCAAGGAGGAAGUCCUGGAAAAUCUCUAUGUCGCCCGACCGGUUCCUACUGACAGUUAAUGCCCUGCAGCAAGCCCAUACUUCAGGGAAGUAUGCCUAUCCGCAUAGGACAAAGUCCCAAGUCAUUGAUGUUUGGGAACCUUCAAUUUCACACCCAAGGAAGGUCCUUAGUUUCAAAGGAAAAUCAUUACAACAUGCAGUUGACACGUUGAGAGUCAGCCACCCUCCCAUAGAUGUGAAACAAACCAAUAUUUCCCUUGAAAUCCAGAAACUGCAGCCCAACUUGAAGAACUCUUUGCAUGAUUCCCGAGUCCAGUCUUCCAUACCCCAGCCCAUGAUUAUUCGCUCCAGGAUCUCUGGCAGCUUAAAGAUUGAAGAUCAAGUCACCAUCACCAGUUCUAUUGACGGGGCAGUACGCAGCUUCAGACCCUUAACCAGCCUGCAUGUCAUUAAGGCAAACCACAUGGUGGCUCCACAAGUAGACAUGACAACCCAGCCUGUCAAGAAAGAACGGCCUUGCUACUGCCCGGCCCUGGAUCCAUUUAGAAUGAAUAGCGAAUUCAUGCUGUUGACUGUGAGGGAGGAGAAAGAGUACCAGGAAGCCAAGCUGAAAGAAUAUCAGGCCACAAAGCCCACUGAAGUGGUCAACCCAGAAAGGGCCAGAAAAGCUGCAUGGAUCAGGAAGAUCAAAGGCCUGCCCAUAGACGAUUUCAUGAAGCAAGGGAAAACCGCAGCCCCUGAACUUGGUCCAAAUGUUUUUAUCUGAACCAGCCUUGUGAAAUUACAAUGUCUUGCAAUAAAAAGGAAACCAAGUAGA
This is a messenger RNA of Myotis davidii, 3201 nucleotides long. It is a transcript of the gene FBXW10B, whose product is annotated as CMT1A duplicated region transcript 1. Lineage: Eukaryota; Metazoa; Chordata; Mammalia; Chiroptera; Vespertilionidae. Bases 1 to 3150 code for a protein of 1049 amino acids. Gene Ontology annotation, molecular function: protein binding. The transcript has 14 exons. The record is from RefSeq and is a predicted model, not a curated record.